Dentiscutata erythropus is the source of this 1541-nucleotide messenger RNA. The record is from the annotation of a GenBank genome assembly. Lineage: Eukaryota; Fungi; Glomeromycota; Glomeromycetes; Diversisporales; Gigasporaceae.
AUGCUUGAACAAUUUAAUGUCUUCAUUGAAAGGAAGGCAAGUAAAUUUACUUUGGUUCCUCAACUUGAUAUGAAAAGUUACAAAGAACAUUUAAAUCGUUUAAAUGAGUUUGUAAAAGACUAUGAAGACAAAUAUAAAGAUAUUCUAAAGCAAGAGCAAGAAGUAGAAAGUAAGCAAUUUGAAUCGUCACAGAAUGUGACAACGAAAAUUGAAACAGUAAAUGCAUUCAAGAAACUGGGUAAAGGAAUUGACGAUUGGCUGGAGGACCAAAAAUUUGCUGCACAAAAAGAACUAUUCUUCAUUAUUAUUGAUUUAAUUUUAAGCAUCUGUAUAGCUGUCAUCCAGCCUGGAAGUGUACGUAAUAUUAUUGAAACAAUAAAAAAAGUAUUAGAAUCAGUUCAUAAUAUGGAUAUAAAAGGAAGUAAAGAUCUGGUUAAUAUAACUAAAGAUGACGAUGUAAAAAACGAUCUGGACCUAAAAAGUAAAGCUGAAGAAAUUAAAAAAAUUAUAUAUGGACUAAAAGCUAGUUACAAUAAAGCUGAUGAACUACGUAAUUCUAUAAAUAAAAUGAAUAAAAACCUCGAAGAUUUCAUUCCUGAAAAUCUUAACGAAAGACUUGAAACAGAUCCAAAAGGAACCUAUUUAAUUUAUGAUUGGGAAAAUAUUAAGAAAAAUAUUGACGAACUGCAUGAAUCUAUAAAACCAAUCGAGCAAAAUAUUAAAGGUACAGAAGAAUACUUUAGGUCUUCAGCAGAGCUUAUGGAAUUUAUUGACGUAUACAUUAAGGCCAAAAUUGAAGAAAACAAAGAAUCUAAAAAACUUUCACAAAUUCAAAAGCAAUUAGAAAUAAGCAAUAGAAUAAAAGAGCGACUUGAACAAAGGAUAGAAUCAAACAUUAAAUUACAAAAUGACGAAAUUAAACUUAUAUUAUUCGAACGCCUCAUCAAUAUUAAAUAUGAUAUGACAUUAUUCAUGGAAAAAUAUCAAUAUGCUUACGAAUAUCGGUAUCUAUCCGAAUCAAAUUUGAAACUUUCAGUUAUUCAAGAAUUCAAUGAAAACAAUAUUAAUAGAAUGUUUAAAGAUCUCGAUGAGGUCUCUAAUAAUAGACCUCAGAUAAAAUGGACUGUCAUUGAAUUUAAGGAAAAAAAUGUUAUUGAUGAAUUCAUAAAAAAUAAAUCGGUUAAAAUUAGUAUUCCAUCGAAUUACAACGAAUUAAAAGAUUAUGCUCGUCUAAGACUUCGUGCAUUUAGAGUAUACUUAAAAGGAGUUGGAACUACAAACGAUCGAAUUACUCUUUACAUUAAUCAUUCUGAUGAUUUUUAUGACAGAGAUGAAAAAAAGCAAAUCCAUCAUUUUAAAUCAAAAGAUAAAAAAAGGGAGUUUGAAUACAUAGUAUAUGAAAAAUAUUUUCCUCAUCUUAAUAUAGACAAAACCUACGUAAAAUCUGAUAUCAUAUAUUAUGAUGAAGCGGAUAAAGAUUAUCAUUUUACUCCAACUCUAUUUAGUCAAUGGGAAAUUAGUCUUAAAACAGAUACUAAUCU